UCUCCUCCGUCUGAGGAGCGUCAGGAACGUCUCCUCCUCUGAGAUGAUCUGUCUGGUUCUCCUCCAGGCCUUCAUGACCCAGAACACGCCCAAACAGAACGAGCACUGCCUGAAGAACUUUGACCUGGCCGAGUACCGGCAGAUUCUGAGCGACCUGUCCAUCCAGAUCUACCAGCAGCUCAUCAAGGUGGCCGAGGGCAUCAUCCAGCCCAUGAUCGUGUCGGCCAUGUUGGAGAGCGAGAGCAUUCCCAGCCUGGCCGGAGUCAAGUCCAUGGGCUACAGGAACCGUUCGUCCAGCAUGGACAUGGACGCGGACGGGCCCACCACCUACACCCUGCAGGGCCUCAUCCGGCAGCUCAGCCAGUUCAACAGCAUCAUGAGGGACCACGGACUGGACCCUGAGGUGGUGGGCCAGGUGGUCCGCCAGCUCUUCCACUGCAUCAACGCCUUCACCCUCAACAACCUGCUGCUGCGUAAGGACGUCUGCUCCUGGAGCACGGGCAUGCAGCUCAGGUACAACACCAGUCAGCUGGAGGAGUGGCUGCGAGCCAACAACCUGUUCCAGAGCAAAGCUUCGGCCACGCUGGAGCCCAUCAUCCAGGCCGCCCAGCUGCUGCAGGUCAAGAAGAAAACGUCUCAGGACGCCGAGGCCAUCUGCUCGCUGUGCACGGCUCUGACCGUGCAGCAGGUCAGUGGUUCUGCAGCAGGUCAGACGUUCUGCAGCAGGUCAGACGUUCAGCAGCAG
This is a messenger RNA of Poecilia reticulata (guppy), 745 nucleotides long. The record is from RefSeq and is a predicted model, not a curated record. Lineage: Eukaryota; Metazoa; Chordata; Actinopteri; Cyprinodontiformes; Poeciliidae.